CCAAGAGUUUUUUUUUUAUGCGAUUGAUAGAGAAACGGCGCCAUUAGAUGGCGCUGUUCAGACGAUUCUUCUAUCGGAAGCCGCCGGAUCGGCUUCUAGAGAUCUCUGAACGGGUCUAUGUGUUUGAUUGUUGCUUCUCAACGGACGCAUUGGACGAAUAUGAGUACAAGACAUACAUGGGAGGUAUUGUAGCUCAGCUGCAGGAUCAUUAUCCAGAUGCUUCUUUCAUGGUUUUUAAUUUCAAAGAAGGAGAUCACAGGAGCCAAAUAUCAGAUAUAUUAACGCAGUAUGAUAUGACUGUCAUGGAUUAUCCUCGGAAAUAUGAGGGGUGUCCUGUAUUGCCACUGGAGAUGAUCAAGCACUUCUUGCGAUCCAGUGAGAGCUGGCUUUCAAUCGAGGGCCAACAAAAUGUGCUGUUGAUGCACUGUGAGAGGGGAGGGUGGCCUGUACUUGCUUUCAUGCUUGCUGGUCUUCUUUUGUACAGAGAACAGUACACCGGUGAGCAGAAGACUCUUGACAUGGUAUACAGGCAAGCUCCUAGGGAACUUCUUUAUGUUUUAUCACCUCUGAAUCCACAGCCAUCUCAGCUUAGAUAUCUUCACUAUAUCACCAGAAGAAAUAUUGGCUUAGAUUGGCUGCCAUCAGAUAUACCUUUUGCUUUAGAUUGUAUUAUACUCAGGGUCCUUCCUCAAUUUGAUGGUGGGAGGGGCUGCCGACUGAUGGUUCGUGCCUAUGGUUUGGACCCUGCUUCACCGACGUCCAAUAGGAGUUCUAAACUCCUCUUUUCAACUUCAAAGACAAAACAACAUGGUCACCUCUACCGACAGGAAGAGUGUGCACUUGUGAAAAUAGAUAUCCACUGUCGUGUUCAAGGAGAUGUUGUUCUUGAGUGCAUCCAUUUGGAAGAUGAUUUAGUUAGGGAAGUAAUGAUAUUCAGAGCUAUGUUUCACACGGCAUUUAUUCGCUCAAAUGUUUUGAUGUUAACUCGUGAUGAAGUUGAUGUCCCAUGGGAUGCAAAAGACCAAUUUUCCAGGGAGUUCAAAGCAGAGGUACUCUUUUCGGAUGCUGAUGCUCUUCUACCUAUUAUCACUACUGAAGCACCAGAUGAGGAAGAUAAUGAGACUGAAGGAGCUUCACCGGACGAGUUCUUUGAGGUGGAAGAGAUAUUCAGCAAUGCUGUUGAUGGACAGGAUGGAAGAGGGGAAUCUGAUGCCCAUUCAGUUCAGGACAGUAUGCAGGAUGAUGACAACAUUGAAAUAUGGAAAGAAGAGUUGGAGCAUCAUGCCUUUCAAGACUGUGCAUUUGUUGAAGGUAAUCGCAAACUAGAAGAAAAUAUGGAUUCUACUCAACAAGCAUCAAAAACAAAUAGUUUAGGGGAUAAGGACAACUUGAUAAACUCCGAGGCUGUUAUUUCUGAUGUUUCUAGUCACAAAGACUCAGAAGCAGAAACACCGGGGGAAAGUGUCAUGUCACAAGAAGGAUAUAAUAAGCAAGAUGUAGAAGGCCCCUUGAGACAGGAGAGGCAGGGCUCACAGUUUACAGCUGAUAUCAAUAAGGGAAAGAAUGAAAAGGCACUUUCAUCUCUAAAGAAACAACUAGCAUCCAACUCCAAACUUGCUGUGGAUGGGAUUGGACCUAAAAAUAAAUCUAAACAGAAAGAAUCCCUGGGAACUCUGUCGCGACUAGCAAAGCCAAGUGCAGUGUCUCGGUGGAUCCCUUCUAAUAAAGGUUCUUACGCUAAUUCAAUGCAUGUGGCAUAUCCAGCAUCAAGGUAUAAGAGUGCUCCACCUGCGCUUGCUGUUACAAAGGAUUCUCAAUCUGGGUUUAAAUCAAAAUCGCCCUCUCCUCGAGCUUCUUCAGAAGCUAAAAUUCUAGCUGGAGCAGGUCGUAUUCCAAAGAAACGCUCUUCAUGUCCUGCAUCAUUAGACAUGUCAACAGUCAAGGACGCACCUGUUGCAAUGACCUCUUCAUCAGAAUCAGUUGAGAGUCAGGCACUUGACCUUCAGGCAUCCCCUUCAAGUCCCCUACCUUCAUUUCAAUAUCCAAGUACUUUAUCACUUGAAUUGCCUCCUAUUCAGGAAGUAAGUACUAACACGCCAGCUUCUGCAACGCCACCUGAGUCUUCACAGGAAGACCAUAUUAUAACUGCUUCUUUGACCCACCACUCCUCCCCUCCCCCACCUCCCCCACCCCCACCUCCGCCUUCUCAAAUCCUAUCACGUAGCUCUCAUAGUCAAAAUGUCAAAUCCUUUUCACCACCACCCCCGCCUCCACCUCCGCCUUCCCCUCCAUCAUCAAAUGGCUUGAGAAUGGCUCAUAUGGGUAUCUCUCCUCCCCCACCUUUACCACCCACAUUAUCUACUGUACUGAAAGUUGGUAGGGUAUUGUCACCAACCCCCUCACCCACUUCUUCGCCAAAUGUGGCUUGUGCAGCAUCCUCCUUGGUAGCAGUAACUCCACCUCCACCUCCACAUGCACCCACUGCACCAAAGCUAGAAAGUCUUAGAAUAUCCACUCCACCACCACCACCUCCUCCCCCUCCCCCUAUACCUGCAAUUUACAGUGCCCCUCCACCAUUUCCAAUUGUGCCUGGAGUUUCUUCUUUGCUAACAAUGAGUGCUCCACCACCACCACCACCACCACCACCACCACUUCCUUCUUCACCUGAGCUACCUUCUUUACUUGGUGCUUCAGCUUCACCUCCCCCACCUCCUGUGCAGGUUUCUCCUCCUUCACCACCUUCACAGAAUGAUUCAGUUCCACCUACCUCAACUCCUUCACGAAAUGCACCUCUACAAUCUUCGCCUCCACCAAGUCCACCUCUAUCUACACCUCCACCUCCACCUCCACCUCCACCCCCACCCCCACCUAGCACCACCACCACCUCCUCCCCUCCUUUGCAUGUUGCACCUUUACCAUCUCCUCCAUUAUCAGCAGCUCCACCGCCUCCUCCUCCUCCAUUACCAGGAGCUCCACCACCACCUCCAGCUCCUCCUCCCCCACCUUGUGGCAUCCUUCCAGUUCCUCAACCUCCAUUCUAUGGCGGCCCACCAGCUCCACCACCUCCCCCUUACGGUGGCCCAUCAGCUCCUCCACCACCCCCUUACGGUGGCCCACCAGUUCCUCCACCUCCCCCUUACGGUGGCCCACCAGCUCCUCCACCACCCCCUUAUGGUGGUCCACCAGUUCCUCCACCUCCCUCCUAUGGUGGCCCUCCACCUCCUCCACCUCCCCCUGGUGGUGGUCCUCCACCACCUCCUCCUCCCCCUGGUGGUGGAGGACCACCUCCUCCUCCUCCUCCUCCCGGCGGAGCACCACCUCCUCCACCACCUCCAGGAGGUAGAGCACCGGGUCCACCUCCCCCACCACCUCCUGGAGGUAGUGCACCUGGUCCACCUCCCCCUCCUGGAGCUCCAAGAGCACCAGGUGGUGGACCUCCCCCACCACCACCAUUUGGCGCUAAAGGACCUGGGGCAGCCGGCAGAGGACUUCCUGCUGGGAGAGCUCCAGCACUUUCACGGUCAAGAUCUAAUUUAAAACCAUUGCACUGGAGCAAGGUAACCAGGGCACUACAGGGAAGCCUAUGGGAGGAACUGCAGAGACAUGGAGGGCCUCAAGUUGCACCAGAGUUUGAUGUGUCAGAAAUUGAGAUUCUUUUCUCAGCCACCCCCAAGGCAAGUAGUGCGGGUAAAUCUGGAGCAAAGAAGAAGUCUGCUGAUUCUAAGCCAGACAAGGUUCAACUGGUUGACCUAAGAAGGGCAAACAAUACAGAGAUUAUGCUCACAAAGGUGAAAAUGCCACUUCCAGACAUGAUGGCAGCUGCACUGGCAAUGGAUGAGUCAAUUUUAGAUGCAGAUCAGGUGGAGAAUCUGAUAAAAUUUUGUCCUACGAAAGAAGAGAUGGAUCUUCUUAAGGGUUACACUGGUGACAAGGAGCUUCUGGGAAAGUGUGAACAGUUCUUUUUGGAGUUGAUGAAGGUGCCACGAGUAGAGUCGAAAUUAAGAGUGUUUCUUUUCAAGAUUCAGUUCAAGGCUCAGGUGACAGACUUCAAGAAAAGCUUAACCACUGUGAACUCUGCAUGCGAAGAGGUCCGAAGUUCUUUAAAAUUGAAGGAGAUAUUGAAGAAAAUUUUGUUUCUUGGGAAUACGUUAAAUCAGGGAACUGCCAGAGGUUCUGCCAUUGGAUUUAAGUUGGACAGUCUUUUGAAGCUCGCUGAUACACGUGCUACUAACAACAAGAUGACACUCAUGCAUUAUCUUUGCCAGGUUCUUGCUUCCAAGACACCAGAUCUUUUAGACUUCCAUGAAAGUCUUGUAAGCAUGGAAGCUGCAUCAAAGAUUCAAUUGAAGUCUUUGGCAGAAGAAAUGCAAGCAAUCAUCAAGGGGCUGGAAAAAGUUAAGAAGGAACUAGAGUCAUCCGCGAAUGAUGGCCUGGUGUCUGAAAUCUUUUGCAAGACCUUAAAGGAAUUCAUUGGUGCAUCUGAAGCAGAGGUGGGAUCUCUCCGGGAUUUGUAUUCUGUGGCGGGCAGAAAUGCAGAUGCACUUGCACUAUAUUUUAAUGAGGAUCCCGCCAAAUGUCCAUUUGAACAAGUCACUGCAACCCUCUUAAAUUUUGUGAGGUUAUUCCGGAAAGCCCAUGAGGAGAACUUGAAGCAAGCUGAACAAGACAAGAAGAAAGUUCAGAAGGAAGCCGAAAUGGAGAAUGCAGAAAAGAAGCAGCUUAAAAAAGAAGGAUGAGAAGUAAAUGGGGAUGAUUCAUGCUUCAGGGAAUUUUUGGAGUCAUGUGGCCUCUGUCUGUUGGUUAACUAAGGACAUUGGUCUUAAGUCAAACCAUAAGCCUCCAAUAUUGAUCUAUCGGCUUUGGCUUUCUCUGGGCUCAAGAAAGAACGUCGAACAUUAAAGCUCGUGAACCUGCAAAUAGCAGAAGUGCUUUGCAGAGGGAAACUGAAAAGGACACAUUCUUGUCUGGGCUCUUGGAGUGCUUUGCAGAGAGAAGCUCAAGAAAACACACUGUCGUCUGAGCUCUUGGAUGAUGCAAGGAACCCGUUGGUCCAAUAAUCGAUCGCCUGGAUUUUGUUAUUGACGGGUGAUCAUGACUGCCGUCCGUCCUGGAGCGUGUGCUGCAUGAUUAAACAGCGAAAUGCAUCUAAAGAAUGUAAAUUUGGGUAUGCAUUUGUUGAACAUGCACGAUGGAGUC
Messenger RNA from Solanum verrucosum, 5196 nucleotides. RefSeq names its product formin-like protein 20. Bases 48 to 4736 code for a protein of 1562 amino acids. The transcript is spliced from 19 exons. Lineage: Eukaryota; Viridiplantae; Streptophyta; Magnoliopsida; Solanales; Solanaceae. The record is from RefSeq and is a predicted model, not a curated record.